AUGGACUUCCAAAAGGAGGAAUCGGUUUUAGACCUCAACAACAUCCGUGCCGCCCUAGUGCGGAUGGAAGACACGAUUGUGUUUGACCUCAUUGAACGGCUGCAAUUUUUUGAGCUGCCCAGCGUGUAUGAGAUCAACAAAUAUCUGAUUGAGGAUUUCCUGGGCCUGUUUAUGGAAUGGCUUCUUUUGCAGACAGAGAAGAUGCACUCCCAGGUCAGGCGUUACGAGGCGCCAGACGAAACGCCUUUUUUUGCUGACAAGCUUCUCAAGCCAAUUCUUCCCUCCAUCAAGUAUCCCCAGAUUCUCGCACACUACGGUGAUGAGGUGAAUGUGAAUGCCGAAAUCCUCAAGUUUUACGUUGAGGAAAUCGUGCCUCGUGUUUCCUGUGGCAAAGGCGACCAAAGCGAAAAUUCCGGAUCUGUCGCCGUGUGUGAUGUGGAGUGUUUGCAAGCCAUUUCUCGCAGAAUCCACUUUGGCAAGUUCGUCGCAGAAGCCAAGUUCAGACUGGACAGAGAGCUUUACACCAAGCUAAUUAAGGAGCGCGACGUGGAAGGCAUCGAGGCCAGCAUCACGAAUAGUGCUGUGGAGCAGAAAAUUUUGGACCGGUUGAAGGAGAAAUGUGAGGCAUAUGGCACAGACCCAGGACUCCGGUGGUCGCAGCUAGUCCAGCUGAAAGUAAAGCCGGAGGUGAUUGUGGACUUAUACAAGCGCUAUGUGAUUCCGCUCACAAAGAAAGUGGAAGUUGACUACUUACUCCGAAGAUUGGAGGAUCCUUUGUAA
Molecule: messenger RNA, 780 nt
Organism: Candidozyma duobushaemuli
Lineage: Eukaryota; Fungi; Ascomycota; Pichiomycetes; Serinales; Metschnikowiaceae
Gene: ARO7
Product: chorismate mutase
Exons: 1
Coding region: 1-780 (259 amino acids)
Biological process (GO): chorismate metabolic process; aromatic amino acid biosynthetic process
Cellular component (GO): cytoplasm
Molecular function (GO): chorismate mutase activity
Source: RefSeq, a predicted model, not a curated record